CUGGACCAGUCGGUGUCAUGUGAUCACGGAGUCAGCUGACCUGGGUCAAGCCGGAAGAAGCCCUGGAUUGGGUCUCCUGACAUCAUGAGGUUCCGGUUCUGUGGCGAUCUGGACUGUCCCGAUUGGGUCCUAGCAGAGAUCAGCACACUGGCCAAAAUUUCCUCUGUGAAGCUGCGGCUACUGUGUAGCCAGGUGCUAAAGGAGCUUCUGGGACAGGGGAUUGACUAUGAGAAGAUCCUGAAGCUUACUGCUGAUGCCAAGUUCGAGUCUGGAGAUGUGAAGGCCACGGUUGCAGUGCUGAGUUUCAUCCUCUCCAGCGCCGCCAAGCAUAGCGUGGACAGUGAUUCCUUGUCCAGUGAGCUGCAGCAGCUGGGGCUGCCCAAAGAGCAUGCCACCAGCCUGUGCCGCUGUUAUGAAGAGAAGCAGAGCCCCCUACAGGAGCACCUUCGGGCCUGUAGCCUACGUGUGAACAGGCUGGCCAGCGUGGGCUGGCGGGUAGACUACACCCUGAGCUCCAGCCUGCUACAUUCUGUGGAGGAGCCCAUGGUACACCUGCAGCUACAGCUUGUGCCUGCUCCAGGUUCCCUGGCCCAACACGUUUCCAUGUCCCUCUCAGCAGACAAGUUCCAAGUUCUCCUGGCAGGUAAGGCUGGACCUGCAGAGGUUGGAGCCCCUCCUGGGUCUGGCUGACUUGGAACUGGCUAUACAGGCCAGGCUGGCCUCAGACUUGCCUCUGCUCCUUACCACUGCUCAUGCACCCUCCUGUUUACUGCAGAACUGAAGCAAGCCCAGACCCUGAUGACUGCUUUGGGCUGAGAAGGGUGUUCCUAGCCUCUGUGGAGCCGCCCUGCCUGCACUGAGUGGCUCCCCUCCACACUCCUCUUGCAAGGGUGGCCCUUGGCCUCUUGAGUCCUGGGUGGGGCUACUGGGGAUCGUCCCCAGAAUUGCCUUCUUUCUUUUGAAAGAAAGUACUUGUCAACCAUUGUUAUGGGCAAUAAGAAUAAACAAGUGUACAGCACUGUG
Rattus norvegicus (Norway rat) is the source of this 1023-nucleotide messenger RNA. The record is from RefSeq and is a predicted model, not a curated record. Lineage: Eukaryota; Metazoa; Chordata; Mammalia; Rodentia; Muridae.